CACAGCGCCAUCACCGUGGGGGUCCCGGCGGAGGCAGAGGGUGAGAUCCGCACUGGGCUGUGCUGGCAGCAGCAGGGUGACACCACCGUGGUGGUGCCGGUGCCAGCCCCGGGGCGCCGUAGCCUGGCCAGGAAGGAGGUGAAGAGCACCCUGACCCGGUACCGGGUGCUGGGCACUGCAGGGGGCUGUGCCCUCCUCCAGCUCCAGCCCAGGACAGCCUUCCCGGAGCAGCUCCAGGUGCACCUGACGAUGCUGCUGUGCCCAGCCCUGGGUGACCACCAGCAUUCCUCCCGGGUGGGCAAGGUGCUGGGGGUGCCCUUCCUCCUGCCCCCCGAGGCUGCCCCCACCCGCACACAGGUGCUGGACGAGGAGCUGCUGUCCCGGCUGGGGCUCUCGUCGCAGCAGCUCCAACGCCUCCCGCUCCACCUCCACCUCCAGCAGCUGCUGCUGCCCCAGGGCCCGCUCUGUGCCCCCCUGCCACCCCACUUCCUGCGCACCCUGCACCGCCUGGGACUGCCCGAGGAGCCCUGACACCCCCCAACCCAACCCCACUCCCCCUCUGCCACCCCAUUAAAUCCCCACCGGGGUGGCUCAGUA
Calidris pugnax (ruff) is the source of this 597-nucleotide messenger RNA. RefSeq names its product RNA pseudouridylate synthase domain containing 3 (gene RPUSD3). The coding region runs from base 250 to 531 and encodes 93 amino acids. The record is from RefSeq and is a predicted model, not a curated record. Lineage: Eukaryota; Metazoa; Chordata; Aves; Charadriiformes; Scolopacidae. The transcript is spliced from 4 exons.